CCAAAUGAAGUCUGGUUCGGCCCUAAACUUAGUUUCGAGGACUCCAGCGCUCUGCCUCGUUAAGUAGUGGGCAGGGUGCCCCUAGUUGCUCUGGAAAUGCUUUUUCCGUACAGCAACAUGGCCGCGCCCGGUUGCUCUUAGGAAAGGAAAUUGUUUUUCCUUUGCCGCGAAAGGAAAGGACCACUGUUUAGCUGGGUUCUGUUUUCAUGAUGCAAGUCGGGGAAGGCGGCGCCCACUCUUCUGACAAGGGAAGUGGCGAGGACACUCACGUUUUAAGGAUUCAGUGACUGCCUGACUUGGAGGAUGUGGACCUAGUGGUUAGAGCCAAGGACCAAGCAGGAGGUUGUGUGGAGGGUCCAGGAAAAUGGGAGGAUCCAGUUGGGAUUCUAGGAAUAUGAUCAGGAAGAGAAUGUCUGUGGUGCAUCAGCUGUCAGCUGGAUGGUUACUGGAUCAUCUUUCUUUCAUUAACAAGAUAAACUAUCAACUUCACCAGCAACUUGAGCCCUGUUGCAGUAAAAAUGAGCCCACUUCUUCUAUACAGUCUGAUUCUCUUCAAACGGAUUCUGUGUCCUCUUUUGGAGCCUCUGCUACAUUUACUGCUUUUGACUCUACCUUUAAGGCAGAUAAUGACGAUGGAGGAAAUUGUGAAAUGUUCAUACAAAAAUAUGUUUUUCGAUCUGAACUAUUUGAUGUCACCAAACCUUACAUAACUCCAGCUAUACACAAAGAAGGCGAACAAAGGAAUGAAAAGGAAGAUCUAAUGAAUGGUGUUACAAAAGAAAACUUCAUUUCUAUUAUUGGGAAGAAGCGUAAAAGAUGUAUUGUAUUCAAUCAAGGUGAACUAGAUGCUAUGGAAUACCAUACAGAGAUCAGGGGGCUGAUUUUGGAUGGUUCUUCACAGUUAAUCCAAGAAGGUCUCAAAAGUGGCUUUCUUCGUCCCCUUUCUGAAAAACAGGACAAGUGUAUUGAGCCCAUUACUUUACCACUUGAUACUUGUAAACUGUCAGAAUUAUGUGAAAUGGCAAAGCAUUUGUCUUCUCUGAAUGAAAUGGAACUUCAGACGUUGCAAUUGAUGGAAGAUGAGUCUGUUACGGAACAGGAUUUAUUUUCACGGGUUGUUGAAAACAACUCUAGCUUCACAAAAAUGAUUACUUUAAUGGGACAGAAAUACCUGCUACCACCAAAAAGCAGUUUUCUUUUGUCUGACAUUUCUUGUAUGCACCCACUUGUGAACUGCAGGAAAACAUAUGAUGUAAUUGUGAUAGAUCCACCAUGGCAGAACAAAUCAGUUAAAAGAAGUAAUAGGUAUAGUUACUUAUCACCUCUGCAAAUAAAGCAAAUACCUAUCUCUAAACUGGCUGCUCCAAACUGUCUUGUUAUUACUUGGGUGACUAAUAGACAGAAGCACCUACGUUUUAUAAAGGAAGAGCUUUAUCCUUCUUGGUCUGUGGACGUAGUUGCUGAAUGGCACUGGGUAAAAAAGGAGAAAUCUUCACUCUGGAUAAAGGAUAUCCAAAGAAUAAGAAUUUUCCAGAGAUGCUGUCUCUCAUGUGCCCUAGAGAUCACCAAUUCAGGAGAGUUUGUGUUCCCAUUGGAUUCUCCACACAAAAAGCCUUAUGAAGGUCUUAUACUGGGGAGAGUUCAAGAAAAAGCUGCUUUCCCAAUAAGGAAUACAGAUGUAAAAGUGCUCCCCAUUCCAGAUCACAAGUUAAUUGUCAGUGUGCCGUGUACUCUUCACUCACACAAGCCAUCUCUUGCUGAGGUUCUUAAAGACUAUAUCAAGCCAGAUGGGGAAUGUUUGGAAUUAUUUGCUCGAAAUUUACAGCCAGGUUGGACUAGUUGGGGCAAUGAAGUUCUCAAAUUUCAACACAUGGAUUAUUUUAUUUCUGUGGAUUCUAGAAGCUGACUACAGUCUUAAAGCUGUGAUUUUUCUUCACCUCGUCUUCCUUUGUUCUAAUUGAUUUUUCCUUUUAUUACCAGCCAGUAUGCUUAGAAAUGUAAACAGGACUUGGUUUUUCAGCAAAAUGAACAGAAGUGACUAGUCUUCAUAUAAUUUUGAGAUAAUUUUACUUUAGUUGUUCUAGUAUUCCACAUUAUUUUAGACUUAAUACAAAUAAAGAGGUAAGCAGUUAGAAAGAUGGCAAUACUUGGUCACUGAAAAAGUUCAGAAAGCAUGCACUGUGGACCAGAGGUCAUAAUUCUGCCUAUGGGACGUGUUGUUUGGCCCAUACAGUGUUGUAAAAAAAAAUUUGAACCAUCGUUCUAAAAAAUCAGGAAAUUUCUCCUAAACGUCCUUAUUUCUCCUUCUCUUUAAAAAUCAGAAGCUCUGGCUGCAUUGCAGCCUGUGUUCUUCCCUGGCAUCAACCCACAGGACCCAGGGAUCGCAGCUCACUUGGGGCCAUGUGCUCAAUUUGCCACAGUACCACUUGUCUGUGCCACUCAUUUAGAUUGCCUACAACCCAGAUUUACAACCUAUGGUUUGCUGUUACAUUCUGGAAAAAGUAUUCAAAGACCUGACAAGUACUGUGUCCUUUUGUACUGAGUGUACGAAACAUUUUUGGAGGAUUUUAAGUUGCGUUCAAGGUGACUUUCAAGUACUUCUUAGUUUUGCUUGUUUAAAAGAAGAACAUUGAACAAAUGUUUCUUAUAAAAAUGUCAGAAGUAAACACUGCUUAUAAUUGUGAGAACAGUAUUAUUUGCAGAUUUUCUACAAAUUGUUUAUGUAAAAAAUUUUAAUGAAAUUUUUUUUGAGAAACAUGUUGAUUUAUUAUGUAUAAUCCUUUUAAAAAUUUUAAGGUACCAUUAUCACAUAAUGAAACUCUAGUUUUCAAUAUAGAGUUCAGUGAGUUUUGAAAACAUAUAUUCAAUUGUCGAUCCACCACCAUAAUUUUGAUACAGAGCAUUUAUUUCACUUGUGAAACUUGUAUCCAUUUGCUGUCAGUCCUCUCCUUCCACCCUGGCCCUUGGCAAACAAUAGUUUGUUUUCUAUCACUACUUUUGCUUUUUUAGAAUUUCAUAUAAAUGGAAUCAUAGAGUAUGUAAUUUCUUGUGUAUGGCAUCUUUCACAUAGCAUUUUGGGAGAAGCAUACUAUUUACAGAUUUUCUACAAAUAUCUUUCUACUAAGUAAAAUGCUAGAUUGAAAUGAUUAUCUGACAAGGUUGCCAAUUUAUUUACUAAUUUUGCCAGAGAAAAAUGUUACGUUUGAACUUUGUUCAUUUUUUGAAUCUGUGAAUAUUGUAUCAGAGCUUUCAUUCUGUAUUUGUAGAGGUGUGCUGGCUUGUUGUUUACAAGGAGAAAGGUAUUAAACAUGAAGCAAAUUUCUCACAA
Messenger RNA from Manis javanica (Malayan pangolin), 3328 nucleotides. RefSeq names its product methyltransferase 4, N6-adenosine (gene METTL4). Gene Ontology annotation, molecular function: nucleic acid binding; RNA methyltransferase activity; site-specific DNA-methyltransferase (adenine-specific) activity. Lineage: Eukaryota; Metazoa; Chordata; Mammalia; Pholidota; Manidae. The record is from RefSeq and is a predicted model, not a curated record. Gene Ontology annotation, cellular component: nucleus; cytosol. Gene Ontology annotation, biological process: methylation.